Messenger RNA from Aspergillus niger, 1032 nucleotides. RefSeq lists its product as uncharacterized. The record is from RefSeq and is a predicted model, not a curated record. Lineage: Eukaryota; Fungi; Ascomycota; Eurotiomycetes; Eurotiales; Aspergillaceae. The coding region runs from base 1 to 1032 and encodes 343 amino acids. The transcript is spliced from 2 exons.
AUGGCCCAUAAUCUGUCCAUCGCUGGCGUGCAGCUUGAGCUCUCCCAGGCCACCGCAGGAUUCGAAUACUACGACAGUCGAUUCCUCAACAUCACAGGCAAUGCCCCAAAACUUGAAGUUCUUCUAGAGAACAAUGACUUCCCAUUCGCUCACGAAGCAAGUGUCUUCAUCCCAUCCACAGACGAACUUUUCAUGACCAGCAACAUCUUCACCGAUCCCCUGACCAAUCAGUCAACUAUCAAGAUCUCUAAAGUGUCCCUCAGCACCAACCCAAUUACAUCAGAAAUAAUCAACACCACCAUUCCUCUGCCCAAUGGAGGCGUCAAUCACGACUCCGGCAUUCUCUUCUGCGGUCAGGGUACACUCAACCAAUCUGGAGGUCUAUUCCAGAUGUCCCUUGACCCGCCAUAUGAAUCCGAGCUCCUGAUCAGUGGAUUUUACGGUCGGGAAUUCAAUUCCCUAAAUGAUGUGGUUGUUCACAGCGACGGCUCCAUCUGGUUCACUGAUCCUACGUACGGAUACGAACAGGGCAUCCGGCCUGCGCCGCAGUUGCCGAACCAAGUCUAUCGCUAUGACCCGACUACCGGGGAUGUGCGUGUCAUCGCGGAUGGGUUUGGUCGCCCGAAUGGCAUCGCUUUUUCUCCGGAUGAGAAAGUAGUGUAUAUUACUGAUACGGCGUAUACGGUUGGUGAUGGAACGACGGAUCCGACUAAGCCUUCCACUAUCUAUGCAUUCGACAUCACCACCUACCACGGCCAGCCAUUCCUGACUAACCGUCGCGUUUUUGCGAUGGCGGCUAACGGUAUCCCGGAUGGGAUCAAGACCGAUAUGGAAGGCAAUGUGUACGCUGGCUGCGGGGACGGUGUUAAUGUCUGGUCGCCCGGUGGUGUCUUGUUGGGGAAGAUUUACAUCAAGAGCGGCGUGGCUAAUUUUUCAUUUGGACGCAAUGGGCAGAUGUUUAUUAUGAACGAGAAUAAACUGUUGUCUGCACAGCUUGGCCAUUGGGUAAGGGGUUCGCUCUUGAAGAUUUGA